CGUCCGCGAACGUUGUUGUUGGAAGAGAAGUCGAUUCAAGAAGCCAUUACGCUGCGCAAUUGUGUCAGGACAAAAACUUACUAUUUUUACGUAUUCUACGCAAUUUUAUAUUAUCCCCCCACCUCUCUUAAGUCCAAUUAAAUGCGUUAUGGCGUCUCAAGCCAAAAAGAGAAAAACUAAUUUCUCCGAAAGGGAGGUGGAGAUCAUCGUGGAGGAGAUGGAGAAACAGAAACACAUUUUGGUGAAUCAUUUUAACGCGGGCGUCACGCACAUCGCCAAGAACAGCGCGUGGGUGGAGAUCCUGAAGCGCGUGAACGCCGUGAGCACCUGCCAGCGCGAGCUCGCGGAGGUCAAGAAGAAAUGGUCCGAUCUGAAGACGGAGGUGCGGAGGAAAGUGGCCCAGGCGCGCGCGGCCAUGGAGGGCACGGGAGACUGCAGUAGCGUGCCCGUCAUCCUGAGCUCCAUGCAGCAGCGCAUCUGCAAUCUGCUGGGAGAAGCGACCAUCAUCAGCCUCCCUGCGGCGGACGCGACCGCCGAGAUCACGGUGCCCAUCAGCUCCGCCGCCGCCGCCGCCGCGCUAACGCAGAGCAUUCAGCCAGCAGCCGCAGCAGCGUGUGAGAUCAAAACUCUUGAAGCCGAGACGACGUACCACACGCUGGAGGAAGGCAUGGUGGAGUACUGCACCACCGAGACGCCGGUGACCGUCACCACUGAGGCUCCGGUGGAGAUGCUGGCGCAGGCCGAGUGCAAACCGCAGGAACUGAAGAGCCGCAUCGCGCUCAAUUCGGCCAAACUGCUGCAGGAGCACCGCGUCACCAACCUGCACGUGCGCGAGAUCGCCCAGCACCUGGAGAACCAGAACGACCUGCUGCAGAUGAUCCGCCGCUCGCAGGAGGCCCAGGCCUGCGCUCAGGAGAGACAAGCCCAGGCUCUGGAGGGAAUGCAGGCCGCCCUGCUCGCCCUCAUCCAGAUGUUCAGACCCGCUCUGAAGGACUUGAGGAAGUUCCUGCAGAGCGCCAACAGCCCAAACACUGCUCCACCGGCUGCCACAGAGACCGGAGAAGGAGCGCCACAGACAGAAGACGCACAAUAGAGACCUGUGUGUGUGUGUGGUCUAGAAUAGACUGUAAAUUAUUGUACAGCACGGUGCCUCAAAGAGUUUGUGCUUAUAUGUGCUUGAGGGAUGCAGCGUAAUGAGGACUUUUAUGAGCAUUUUAAGGAAGUGGCCAAAAUACUGACGUUUCACUUUACAAAAGACUUCAGUUUUUUGCUUUUGACAAUUUGAAGAUACUGUGAAGUCCUUUCAGUUUAAGUUGCUUACAUUUGGUUGCUUAAAAAAAAAAGAAGUUGAAAAGACAUUUCAGCUUUGGGAGUGCAAUUGAUCAUCAAACGAACAUUCAAAACCCAAAUCUGGGUCAGAGGCCUAAAGAAAACACACUUUCAGCGGUUCUUUGUGGAGGCUUUUGUUUCUUUAGCUUUUGAGAAUUUGCCUUUUUUAUUUAAGUUUGCUAAAUAAAGAAACUCUCCACACA
Messenger RNA from Carassius carassius (crucian carp), 1532 nucleotides. It is a transcript of the gene naif1, whose product is annotated as nuclear apoptosis inducing factor 1. NCBI's taxonomy places the organism in Eukaryota, Metazoa, Chordata, Actinopteri, Cypriniformes, Cyprinidae. The transcript is spliced from 3 exons. The record is from RefSeq and is a predicted model, not a curated record. Bases 149 to 1093 code for a protein of 314 amino acids. Gene Ontology annotation, cellular component: nucleus.